AUGCGGCUAGUCACCCGAUACUUUCUUUGUAUUAUUGCGACGCCUCUCUUGAGCGAAUUCCCUCUCCACAUUCUCGAAUUCGUCGACGAAAAAACUCCUUUUGUCGCUGCUGAAGAUGGCCAGUCUGGACAUCAGACGUUGCAGCACGAGGAAAGCGGCAGAAAGUCCCUCGAUAUCGGCUCAGUCCCUCAUGAGAGCAAUGCCGAAAACAAGAACCUCAGCGAUGUCGACACCACACCGCCGAGAAAUACAGCCUUUGUUACAAUGUUGGCGAUUGUUGGGAUUGUUAUCCUUUACAUGCUGUGGCAGGUGAUUUGCUUCACUUGCCAGAUGCAGCGCAGCAAUCAAGAGACUCUAUUAUUCCAGUGCCUCUACUGGGGGUUGACUCUGCCCGCCGCUGGCCGUCUCAUGUACGGGCUCACCGCCUGCGCAACAUACUACGUCUACGUUCAUCGUCCCCGCUGGCUGCGGCGAGAGACUCCGCUCCGAGAGCAAGCAUUUCAGGCAUACGCGAUAGUGUUGGUUGUAAAGAUGAAGCUUUUGGCUGUUGUUGUUGUAGGAUUUCUGGUCAAGAUAUUGGUGUAUGACAACUUGAUCAAGCUGGCGGCCAUGAUGUUCCGUGUCAAGGACUGA
Molecule: messenger RNA, 633 nt
Organism: Fonsecaea monophora
Lineage: Eukaryota; Fungi; Ascomycota; Eurotiomycetes; Chaetothyriales; Herpotrichiellaceae
Exons: 1
Coding region: 1-633 (210 amino acids)
Source: RefSeq, a predicted model, not a curated record